UGAUCCCCCGAUCAAAACGGAGGGGGGGGGAUUUCCUCUUGUAGGGCCUCCGUAAAUUCAAGACAAUCAGCGGGGGCGAACCGUUCGGGAAGCGUCCGGCUGCUGCCGCACAUGUACUGGACCGCGUACGUGUAAUUGUCCGGCGCCGUCUGCCAGCGUGAAGCCGCCCCGCAGCCGUCCGGCCGUCUGCGGAUUCGCGGCGUUUUUUUUUUGUUUUUCGUCGGCGCUACUCGCUGCACACCUACUGUAAGCGAGCCGCCUCGAAAUGCGGUAAGAGGACCAAGGCGGGAGGAAAGAAAGACAGAGAAAAACAGACGGAAGACGGAUACCCAGCUCGACGCGUAUAUUCGCUCCUAAGCGCCGCGUCUUGGACUGUUUCUCGCCGCGAGUGAAAUCGUUUUCACGUCCGUUCAAGGGAGAGGCGGACAGCGCUCCCCACCUUUACCAGCAGCUGAGACGUCGGCGAAAGGCUCGGCCGUUGGAUGGAGUGACCGCCGCAAAGAACCGGCCCCAACGUCGUGUUUCCUAAUUCGCUUCGCCGAGUCUCACUGUCCGCCAGACGACGCCGGCAUCGCCGCUUCGAUCAGAGACGAGGUACAGCGGCUGGCUGAGCUCCGCACGUCUUUGUGUGUCUCCGGGUGCUUUUUCUCCAGUGCUGCCCCCCCACCUGUCUUGUCUGCUCCUGCUCCCUGGCUCUGAUGGUACGAGCUUACCUGUGACACUCGAGAGUGGAUAUCUGCUACCCCCAGCCCCAUCAGCAUGUCUGGGGUCCAGACAGCAUGGCCGGCCGGCACAGAGUGCGUCGCCAAGUACAACUUCCAGGGUGCCACAGACCAGGACCUGCCCUUCAGCAAGGGGGACGUCUUAACCAUCAUUGGAGUCACUAAGGAUCCUAACUGGUACAAAGCCAAGAAUCCAGUGGGCAGGGAGGGAACGAUUCCUGCCAACUACGUCCAGAAACGGGAAGGCGUCAAGUCAGGGGGCAAGCUCAGCCUUAUGCCAUGGUUCCAUGGGAAGAUCACCCGUGAGCAGGCUGAGCGCCUGCUGUACCCACCAGAGACGGGGCUUUUCCUGGUGCGUGAGAGCACCAAUUACCCUGGGGACUACACGCUGUGCGUUAGCUGCGAGGGCAAGGUGGAGCACUAUCGAAUCAUCUACCAUGACGGCAAGCUCACCAUCGACGAGGAGGAGUACUUCAUCAACCUCAUGCAGCUCGUGGAGCAUUACACCAAAGAUGCUGACGGCCUCUGCACCCGCCUCAUCAAGCCAAAGCUCAUGGAGGGGACGGUAGCAGCCCAGGACGAGUUCUCUCGAAGUGGCUGGGCUCUCAACCAAAAGGAGCUGAAGCUCUUACAGACCAUCGGGAAAGGAGAAUUUGGGGAUGUGAUGGUGGGAGACUACCGAGGGACCAAGGUGGCAGUAAAGUGCAUCAAAAACGACGCGACAGCACAGGCCUUCAUCGCCGAGGCCUCUGUCAUGACGCAGCUACGUCACAACAACCUGGUGCAGCUGCUGGGCGUGAUCCUGGAGGAUAACGGCCUUUUCAUCGUGACGGAGUACAUGGCCAAGGGCAGUUUGGUGGAUUAUCUGCGCUCGCGAGGUCGCACCGUGCUGGGAGGGGAAUGCCUUCUCAAGUUCUCCCUGGACGUGUGCGAGGCUAUGGAAUACCUAGAGGCCAACAACUUUGUACACAGAGACUUGGCUGCCCGGAACGUGCUGGUGUCUGAGGACAACAUUGCCAAGGUCAGUGACUUUGGCCUGACAAAGGAGGCGUCUUCCACGCAGGACACGGCCAAGCUGCCCGUGAAGUGGACAUCACCGGAAGCCCUCAGGGAGAAGCAAUUCUCCACCAAAUCGGACGUGUGGAGCUAUGGCAUUUUGCUGUGGGAAAUCUAUUCCUUUGGGCGUGUGCCUUACCCCAGAAUUCCUUUGAAGGAGGUGGUGCCCCGGGUGGAGAAGGGCUACAAGAUGGAUGCCCCGGACGGCUGUCCGCUGGUGGUCUAUGACAUCAUGAAGCAGUGCUGGACCCUGAACCCAGUGGAGCGGCCCAGCUUUCAGCUGCUGAGGGAGAAGCUGCAGCACAUCAUGUCCAAGGAGCUCUACCUGUGAGGAGGACAGGCCAUGGGCUCCGGGGGGGUGGUGGGGGGGGGGGGGGGGGGGGGGCACAUGAGGAGGCUGGUGAGGAGGCCUGCCUCCCUGGGGGGGUCCGCUCCUCGGAUCCAUACCAGCACUCUGGGACUGUAGACUCCCCCAAACCUCACGCUUACCCCAAUUCAGUUGUAGACCAACCCACCCCCCAUUAUUGUUGUGUAGCGCAUCUCGAGCCAUCUUCCCCACCCUGUGCCUCCCCCCUCCGUUUCCCUCUUUCUUCUUCACCUUUUUUCUCUCUCUCACCCUAUGGCAAGGAUGAGGGUAAGGCUGGCCUUUUCUUUUACACCUUGUCGCUCCCGGAAACCCCACCCUCCCCGUUCCUUGUGUGGGGCCAGUCCUGGCAGUGCGUUUGCGUGUAAGGGAGGUGAGGCCUUGCUGUGUGCCCAAGUGCCUCCAAACCAGUCCCCGCCCUCCCCUUGGCCGUGCCCCCUACCACCACAGACUGUUUUUAUUCCUUUUUUAAAAGUCGGUUUUUUUGUUUUUGUUUUUCUGCUUUUUACCCUCCCCCGGCUUGUGAGGCAGGCUUCUCUAUAAUCACAUUUAUCAAAAUGGAAACCAGUCCUGAAAUGGAGCGCCCAUUCCACCACCCCUUUCCUUCGGGAAUUCUGUACCGUGUGGAGGAGGACCAAUUCCGAAACGGUAGAUUCACAAUACGUGGGUUUGUUUCGUAACGCAAAUAUAUUUAAUGGACGACAAAAAUAAAAUUGGGGGGAAAAAAUACACCCAAAGGAUUGCCGGAGCAACAAAAGUAAAAUGUUCCAAGUGUACCUGUGAACACAUAGAGAGCUGUGCAUGCGGUGAGGCCUUGAAGUACUGUGCGUGCUAUCAAUGUUCAUUGUUUAUUAUGCUGCCAUGAUAAUGAAUAAAUCAUUCCGUCUGACCAGUCUAAAGAAAAUGACAAACGGGGGAAAAAAAAAUACACAAACAUUGAAAGUG
Messenger RNA from Brienomyrus brachyistius, 3087 nucleotides. It is a transcript of the gene csk, whose product is annotated as C-terminal Src kinase. Gene Ontology annotation, molecular function: protein binding; ATP binding; protein tyrosine kinase activity. The record is from RefSeq and is a predicted model, not a curated record. Lineage: Eukaryota; Metazoa; Chordata; Actinopteri; Osteoglossiformes; Mormyridae. Bases 760 to 2109 code for a protein of 449 amino acids. Gene Ontology annotation, biological process: protein phosphorylation; adherens junction organization; regulation of Fc receptor mediated stimulatory signaling pathway. The transcript is spliced from 13 exons.